AUGCACAAACUUUUCAAGAAUGCCCCCUUCUUCGAUUUUGAGGCCAUACGCAUUCUAGGUACAACCUGCUACGGCGGCGCAGAUGUCGCCGAGGUCUUCGAAGCGGUCGACCAGAUCAAGAAUAACGACCCAGAGACCUGGGAAACCGCCUGGCGCAUCCAGGCCGAACGAGCGGAAAAGCUUGCCGCUGAAGCCCUUGAGCAUGGCGAUCGCGAUGCUGCCCUAGCCGGAUACCUACGUGCCUCAAACUACACCCGCGCCAGCGGAUACAUGUAUGUUUCUCGGGCAGAGUCAAGCGGGGAAGCUCUCGUGCAGGAUGCGCGAGCUCUUCCUAUUGCUGAAAAGGUAGGGGAACUGUUCCGAAAAGCGAUUCCCCUGAUGAAAGGAUCUGUACAUACACUCGGCAUCCCCUACGAGGAAUAUGCGUUACCAGGGUACUUGUAUCUGCCACCACCGUGGAGACGCAUUCCCGGUCGGAAAAUUCCCAUUCUUGUGAAUAGCGGCGGUGCCGAUUCAUGUCAGGAGGAACUAUUCUACUUGAACCCGGCAGCAGGCCCUGGGCAGGGGUACGCUGUUGUAACGUUCGAUGGUCCAGGUCAGGGUAUCAUGUUGCGAAAAUACGGACUGGAGAUGAGGCCAGACUGGGAGGCUGUCACAGGACGAGUAAUCGACUUUUUAGAGGAGUAUGCAGCCGAAAACCCCCAUUUGGAGCUGGACUUGAACUGCAUCGCAGUGUCGGGAGCGUCGAUGGGGGGAUACUACGCCCUUCGCGCAGCGGCUGAUCAGCGUGUGAAAGCAUGUGUCUCUAUUGAUCCCUUCUACGAUAUGUGGGAUUUUGGCACGGCGCACGUGUCACCAAUCUUUAUCCAUGCCUGGACAUCGGGAUGGAUUAGCGGCGGCUUCGUUGACAAUUUGAUGGCCCUUCUGUCUCGGCUUUCCUUUCAGCUUCGCUGGGAGAUCUCGGUCACUGGCACAUUUUUUGGCCUCUCUUCACCCUCGCAGAUUCUGCUCCACAUGAAAAAGUACACAUUGCGUAGUACAGAAGAGGAGCCGGAAGGCUUCCUUUCCCGCGUGAUAUGCCCCGUGUUGUUGUCCGGAGCAGGCAAGUCGCUUUAUCUGGAUGUCGACAACCAUACUCGCCAGUGCUACGAUGGGCUAGUCAACGUGGCCGAACGCAACAAGCAGCUUUGGAUUCCCGAAAGUGAGGGUCAGGGGAGUCUGCAAGCGAAAAUGGGAGCGUUUCGACUGUGUAAUCAGCGUACAUACCGAUUUUUGGAUGAGUGUUUUGGCAUUAUGAGGAAGAGCCUGUAG
This is a messenger RNA of Aspergillus clavatus NRRL 1, 1311 nucleotides long. Its product is annotated as alpha/beta hydrolase family protein. The coding region runs from base 1 to 1311 and encodes 436 amino acids. Lineage: Eukaryota; Fungi; Ascomycota; Eurotiomycetes; Eurotiales; Aspergillaceae. The transcript has 2 exons. The record is from RefSeq and is a predicted model, not a curated record.